Eurytemora carolleeae is the source of this 1669-nucleotide messenger RNA. RefSeq names its product calcium-binding and coiled-coil domain-containing protein 2. Lineage: Eukaryota; Metazoa; Arthropoda; Copepoda; Calanoida; Temoridae. The transcript is spliced from 10 exons. The record is from RefSeq and is a predicted model, not a curated record. The coding region runs from base 1 to 726 and encodes 241 amino acids.
AUGGGGUUGGGAAUGGAAGUUAAGGGAAGGGAAGGAACAGAAGGAAUUCGUUGGGAGGAAAUAUCUGAGCAAGCAAAGUUAAUUCAGGUUUGGAGAUGGUUAACAGAUAGUGAAACGAACCUUAGAACAGUUCGGAGUAAACAUGAGAAACAAAUCACCGAGCUCCAGCAUGAGAAACGCGAGCUAGAAAUCAGAGUGAGGGCUGAAUUGGAAGAAAAAGAAAGCAUUUUAGAAAACAUGAAGGAGCUAGAGGAGGAUAAUCGAGAGCUUGCUCUCAAUCUCAAGGAAGCUCUGAGAGCAGAUCCAAGAGCAGAGCCGAGAUCAGUCUCCAAAGAUCCAAGAAUAGAUCAACUAAUCUACAGAUUAAAGAUAGUGGAAUCUGAACAUGAUAAAGCCCAAGACCUAACUGCUCAACAGCUUCUAGAUGAUCAACAUGAGAAACAGCAGCAGUUGGAAGACCUUCAGAAGCAGAAUGAUGCAUUGUUACAUAAGAUUACAGAUCUCGAAGAAGUUCUAAUAUCCAAAGAAGAAUUAAAUUCUAAUUACAAGAUAGAGUUAGAUAAACUUUACCAGGAGAGGAAGGAUUUGGCUAAAAAAUCAGUUCUGAAAGAGGAAGAGCAAUCUGCCCGGUUACGGCUGGUCGAUCAAUUCGAGACUAAGGUUGAACUUCUAACAAAACAAAAUCAAGAUCUCGUAAAACUCAACAUGAAGCUCAAGUAUGGAUGAGAAAAUUACGGACGAAAAAUAGUUCAAAAUGGCGGACAGAAAAUGAUUCAAAAUGGCGGACAGAAAAUAAUUAAAAAUGGCGACAGAAAAUUACUAAAAAUGCGGACAGAAAACGAUUAAAACUGAAGUGGUAAAUAAUCAACAGCUGUAAGGUGAAACCGUAAAAAAAGAAGAUGGAGCAUAUUAUUAGUGUUCACAUCAUCAGAAACAAAUUGAGAAUAAGUGAACCAAGAAAUCAAUAUUAGCAGUACACACCCUCCCCAGUGCAGUCCCCACAUCCAGCUAGAAAUAGAGGAAUAUUCCAAUACAUAUAUUCCAACAAUUAAAAAAAUUUCAUUUAUAUUUUAACUAGCAAUUUAGUAAUUUUAUACUAAACUCGUAUAAUUUUAAACCUGUCAAUAUAUGAUAAUACAUCUUUAAAGUUUAAAAUUGAAUGUAAAAAUACUUUUCUUAAAUGCAUGACAAUGAAAUUGAAAAAAAAAAAGAUUUUUGUCAAAGGUUUACUGCAUAGAUGAAAGAAAGGGAUGAGAAAUGAUACACGAUGAAUGGAAAGGCCGAAAAUGACAAUGUUUAUUCAGGUUGAAAGAAAAAGCAGAAAAUGGCGGUGCUUAAUCAAGUUGAAAGGAAAAUCAGAAAAUGGAAGGAAAAGUUCCAGAAAAACAGAAAAUGGCGGAAUAAAAGAUGGUGAUCGAAGUUUAAUGUUUUUCAUUUUGUCCUCACUCGGCCUUGCAUCUUUUAUAUUUGAUGAAAGCCGGGAAAGGACAUCAUGAGAUUCAUACAAAUACAACUAUAAUUGCUAAUUGAACCUGCAGCUACAGUCAGAAAAUUUUAUUAAAACUUGUAUAAAAUAUUCAUAAUUGUAAGUUUGCAUUAUGUAUUAAAUAUCUAUAAUAGCUGUAUUAGUUUAACUUGAAAUAAAAUUAGCUGAUAUAUCAGCUUGUUA